GGCCCUUUGUUGCCCCACGUAAUUCACCCUCGCUCUGCUCGACAUGCUCGGUGACGACGAGGACGUUUUCGACAGCGUCACAUGGGAAUCACCUUCAGCACCUCCGUACGAUGCUGCUCACAGCAACUCGGCUCCCUCGGGCCCUGGAUUUAGACAAAGCACGUCCGAGAGCGAGGAUGGGCGCGGUCCCCACGAUCCGAAAUGGGAGGGAUACCUCAUUACCACAGUCAAGGAUCCAGUAAAGGAGCUGGCCGAAACAAAGGAUGCAUAUGUUUCCUAUCUUGUCUCCGCCAAGACAAAUCUCCCUAUUUUCUCGACUCCCACACCUUCUGCCCGCAGGCGCUUUCAGGAUUUUGUCUUCCUUCGGAAUAACUUGUCUAGGGACUUCCCAGCAUGUGUCGUUCCUCCACUCCCGGACAAGCAUCGACUAGAGUAUUUAACGGGCGACAGAUUCAGUCCCGAGUUUAUGGAGCGCCGACGUCAAGAUCUUCAUCGUUUCUUGCAACGUCUGUCAUGUCACCCUACCCUUCAACGGAGCACGCUUGUUCGUGCUUUCUUUGAAUCGACUGAAUGGCAUGUCAUCAUGCAUCAACACAUAGCUCACCCACCAGUACCUGACCAAUCCACAGGCGUCAUCGAUAACAUAUCAGACACUCUCCUUAACGCAUUCUCUCGCGUUCGCAAACCUGACGAGCGCUUCCUUGAAAUGCGUGAGAAUGUCGACAAAUUCGAAGAGAGUUUGAAUACAUCCGAACGAUUGUGGACCCGCGUACGUGGACGGACAACUGAUCUCACCGCGGACUACCAUGACAUGGCGGUCGCAGUGCAAGGCCUGGGCUUUCUGGAAUCAGGGAUCACCGACCAGUUGAACCAUUUUUCGAAUACAUUGUUGGAGUUCUCAGCAUUAUUUCGCCAUACGACGCAGAAUACAAUCGAUCCUUUCUUAAUUCAUCUGCACUCUCUCCUGACAUAUUCCCACGCACACCGAGCAGUUCUCAAACUGCGCGACCAGAAACAGCUAGACCUGGAAGAACUCACAGAUUAUCUAUCGGGCGUAACAGCAGAGCGCGACAGACUGUCUGCCGUCAUCAGCGGGUACGCGGGAAGCUCAGGGCUAGGACUGGGAGCGUACUUGCGGGAUAGAGUCGACGCAAUUCGCGGUGCAGACGACGAUAGGAGCCGCGUAGAGAAAAUGCGGAAGUUAGAUGGAAAGAUCAAAGAGCUCGAGGAAGCCGUCACCACUGCGCAUGAAACUUCCGAUGCCUUCAGUGACGAAACUUUGCGCGAGCAGGCGGUUUUCCAACGCGCCAAGGAGUGCGAGAUGAAAGAAAUGUUAACAAACCUUGCUGAUGGUCAAAUUGAGCUCUACAAAAGCGCGAUGGAAGAGUGGGAGAGAAUUAUUCCAAUAAUUCAGCGCAUACGUGUGGACGUUUAGGACUUUGAACCGUUUGCAAUCUAUCGCAUGACUCGUC
This is a messenger RNA of Heterobasidion irregulare TC 32-1, 1472 nucleotides long. RefSeq lists its product as uncharacterized. Gene Ontology annotation, cellular component: phagophore assembly site. Gene Ontology annotation, molecular function: phosphatidylinositol binding. The transcript has 9 exons. Lineage: Eukaryota; Fungi; Basidiomycota; Agaricomycetes; Russulales; Bondarzewiaceae. The record is from RefSeq and is a predicted model, not a curated record. Gene Ontology annotation, biological process: cytoplasm to vacuole targeting by the Cvt pathway; autophagy. The coding region runs from base 44 to 1435 and encodes 463 amino acids.